AUGCGCUUCUGGCAAUUUCGUUUGCUGGUCAGUGCAAACACUCCAUCUACAGCGGCUGCAGGCAGCACUGCCAACUGGUGCUAUCUGGACAAUCACCAGUUGCAAUCGAUUGGGCGUUUGGUCAACCCGCUGUUUGGAACCAAUGAAAACGGCCAAGAUGGCGAGCCACAAAAGAGGAACUUCAGUGUCGCCCCAGUGUGCAAUUACGAUAACGCCAUUGUCUGUCGCACAACCAGGCACACGUCAGCAGCGUGGGCGGAUAAUCUCUAG
Messenger RNA from Mesocestoides corti, 270 nucleotides. Lineage: Eukaryota; Metazoa; Platyhelminthes; Cestoda; Cyclophyllidea; Mesocestoididae. The record is from the annotation of a GenBank genome assembly.